This is a messenger RNA of Phragmites australis (common reed), 2055 nucleotides long. Its product is annotated as serine carboxypeptidase II-3-like. Gene Ontology annotation, cellular component: vacuole. Gene Ontology annotation, biological process: proteolysis. NCBI's taxonomy places the organism in Eukaryota, Viridiplantae, Streptophyta, Magnoliopsida, Poales, Poaceae. The transcript has 7 exons. The coding region runs from base 166 to 1734 and encodes 522 amino acids. The record is from RefSeq and is a predicted model, not a curated record. Gene Ontology annotation, molecular function: serine-type carboxypeptidase activity.
UGGGAAUCCCGCCUACGAUUUCUGCCUGUCAUCAUUUGUCCCACAUAUUGUUGUAUUUAGCAACCCAUCAGUGCAUAUAUAUACCAGACGUCCUCCGGUCUAUCGUGCUCGUCCAGCUCCAUAACCACCGCCGGAUCAAGCAGUACCGGGCUACCGGCACGCACCAUGGGGAGCAGCAGCAAGGCCACCACUAGGACCGCGCGGCUGCUCUUGGCAGCAGUGCAAUGCCUCGCGCUGGCCUCUGGAGUGGCCGCGGCGAAGGCGCGGCCACGGCAGGGCGACUACCUCAACCGGCUGCGCGGGUCGCCGUCCGCGCGCCAGUCGUGGCAGGCCGAGGCGUCGCUGGCCGCCGUGUCGACGACGCCAGAUAGAGCGCCGCGGCACGCGGUUUCGUCCACGCCGCCGGCAGCAGUCGGGCACAAGGAGUCCGACCGCGUGGACCGGCUGCCGGGCCAGCCGGAUGGCGUGGACUUCGCGCAGUACGCCGGGUACGUGACGGUGGACGCGUCCGCCGGGCGCGCGCUGUUCUACUACCUCGCCGAGGCCGUCGGCAACGGGUCGGCGUCCAGGCCCCUCCUCCUCUGGCUCAACGGAGGCCCCGGGUGCUCGUCGCUGGGGUACGGAGCCAUGGAGGAGCUGGGCCCGUUCCGCGUGAUGAGCGACGGCAAGACGCUGUACCGCAACCCCUAUUCCUGGAACCACGCGGCAAACGUGCUGUUCCUGGAGAGCCCGGCCGGCGUGGGGUUCUCGUACUCGAACACGACGGCGGACUACAGCCGCAGCGGCGACAACACGACGGCGGAGGACGCGCUGGCGUUCCUGCUGAACUGGGUGGAGCGGUUCCCCGAGUACAAGGGCCGCGACUUCUACAUCGCAGGCGAGAGCUACGCCGGCCACUACGUCCCGCAGCUCGCCCACGCCAUCCUCCGCCACGCCGCCGGCAAGGCCUCCUCCCCGAUCAACUUCAAAGGCAUCAUGAUCGGGAACGCGGUGAUCAACGACUGGACGGACGCGAAGGGGAUGUACGACUUCUUCUGGACGCACGCGCUCAUCUCGGACGAGACGGCGGACGGCAUCAGCAAGAACUGCAACUUCACCGCCGGCGCGUCGGACUCCAACGCGCUCUGCGACGACGCCCAGGGGGAGGCCGACGAGAGCCUGCGGGACAUCGACAUCUACAACAUCUACGCGCCCAACUGCCAGUCCGACGGCCUCGUCACGCCGCCGAUCACCCCCUCGGUCGAGAACUUUGAUCCGUGCACGGAUUAUUACGUGGAGGCCUACCUCAACGACCCGGACGUGCAGAAGGCGCUCCACGCGAACGUCACCCGGCUUGACCACCCCUGGUCUGCCUGCAGUGUUGUCUUGAGACGCUGGAUCGACAGCGCCACAACAGUCUUGCCCAUCAUCCAGGAGCUGCUGAAGAACAACAUUAGAGUCUGGGUGUACAGUGGAGACAUUGAUGGGAGAGUGCCUGUCACUUCCACUAGAUAUUCUGUCAACCAGCUCCAGCUCCCAGUUGCUACUAAAUGGAGACCAUGGUUCAGCAGCACUCAGGGUGCUGGAGAGGUGGGCGGAUACGUUGUGAAAUACAAGGGCAACCUCAGCCUCGUAACCGUGAGAGGAGCAGGCCAUGAGGUCCCCAGCUACCAGCCACUGCGAGCGCUUGUGCUUGUUCAGAAUUUCCUUGCUGGCAAAAUGCUCCCUGAUUGCAAAAAAUGCGAACAGGUUUAGCAAAAGUACCAUAUUUAAAGUAUAAAUAGUACAUCGGCAGCAUCACAAGUUGUACCCAGUUCAUUCAGUAUGAGAGAUUAAAGCAGAAGCAAAUGAAGUUAGAAAAUAGAAACAUACGCACCUGGCAGAUCAUGUAACUGCAGGUCAGCAAAGGCAAUUAUAUAGUCAUAUAGAGAGAUAUGUACGACUGAAGACCAAAUCUAUCAAAUCUGAAGAAUGGAGCCCAGAAAGGCAUGCUGCAAAACUAGUGCUUCCAUGUGUUAACAGAUAUCGAUCAGGACAAUGAAAUUUAUGUGCUGGUAACUAAGACGGGUUAUACUA